Messenger RNA from Aspergillus bombycis, 339 nucleotides. RefSeq names its product alcohol dehydrogenase. The coding region runs from base 1 to 339 and encodes 112 amino acids. The transcript is spliced from 3 exons. The record is from RefSeq and is a predicted model, not a curated record. NCBI's taxonomy places the organism in Eukaryota, Fungi, Ascomycota, Eurotiomycetes, Eurotiales, Aspergillaceae.
AUGUCCCGGGAACGUUUCAGCGUAUGCCAUCCUCACGUCCAGGGCUCGGGUGAGCUGCUAACAGCGACAGAAUAUAUCGUCUCCCCGGCCGAUUUUGUAUCGAUCAUCCCGGAGAACCUGAAGCCAGAGGCCGUUGCGCCUUUGUUAUGCGCUGGGCUGACCAUGUACGGCGCGCUGAACAAAUUGCACAAGUUCUGCCAAAAGGGCGAUUGGGUCGUAAUUAUGGGCGCCGGUGGUGGAUUGGGACAUUUCGCAACGAAGCAGGACAUUUGUAUGCAGUCCGGCGCGGCGGCAUUUGUCGAUUUCCGCAACGAUGUCGGUGGAUCUAUCGCUUCGUGA